UUUAUUUCAGGUUGAGAACGCAGGGAAAGGCAUAACAUACUAACAUAGUACUGUUUUGUGCUGUUUGUUUCUCGGUUGUGGUUUUCUUGUUCUGUAUCACUAAUGGCUAAUAAUAAUUCAGCAAGAAUUGAAACUCUUGAUGUUGUUUUAGAUGUAAACAAGGACUCCUCCAGAACAUGUGAAGGCUCUGACUCCUAUGUCUCUGUCCCUUUCUUGCAGAAGUUAAUAGCAGAGAUGGUGGGAACAUAUUUCUUGAUAUUUGCAGGAUGUGCUUCUGUAGUGGUGAACAAUAACAAAGACAACGUUGUAACACUUCCUGGGAUUGCAAUUGUUUGGGGACUCACUCUUAUGGUACUUGUUUACUCUCUUGGUCAUAUCUCUGGUGCUCAUUUCAAUCCUGCUGUCACCCUUGCUUUCGCUUCAACAAGGAGAUUUCCUUUAGUACAGGUACCAGCUUAUUUAUCAGCUCAGGUCUUGGGAGCUACACUUGGUAGUGGAACUUUGAAACUAAUAUUCAGUGGCAGCCAUGAUCAGUUUACAGGAACACUUCCAACUGGAUCUAAUUUUCAAGCUUUUGUACUUGAAUUUAUAAUCACUUUUUUCCUUAUGUUUGUCAUUUCUGGUGUGGCCACCGAUAACAGAGCGAUUGGUGAAUUAGCUGGAAUUGCAAUUGGAUCUACAUUAUUACUUAAUGCGAUAAUUGCAGCACCAAUAACAGGAGCAUCAAUGAAUCCAGCUAGAAGUUUAGGACCUGCAUUUGUACACAAUAAAUACAGAGGAAUAUGGAUAUAUUUGGUGUCACCGAUUUUAGGAGCGGUGGCCGGAGCAUGGGUGUACAACACUGUGAGGUACACUAACAAGCCAUUGCGUGAGAUCACGAAGAGUGCAUCCUUCCUGAGAGAAGCAGGGCGUGGUGGACAACAAAUAAUCUAAGCAAAUGGAAACAACUUGCCUCCAACUGUAAUGCAUGCAGAGAGUCAAUAAGAUUUUUAGCUCUGUACAUGUCUUUCUUAGAGAUAAUAUCAAUCGAAAAUUAAAUAAAAAGUUGUCUGUGUAAUAUUUUCACUAAUAUAUGUACUAUGGAUCAAGAUCCAUUGUAGUUUUAAAAGGAAUUGCAUUGCAUUGCAUAUUUCAUGCCUCUCGUAA
Messenger RNA from Cicer arietinum (chickpea), 1146 nucleotides. RefSeq names its product nodulin-26-like. The record is from RefSeq and is a predicted model, not a curated record. Lineage: Eukaryota; Viridiplantae; Streptophyta; Magnoliopsida; Fabales; Fabaceae. Gene Ontology annotation, biological process: transmembrane transport. Gene Ontology annotation, cellular component: membrane. Gene Ontology annotation, molecular function: channel activity.